Messenger RNA from Frankliniella occidentalis (western flower thrips), 1920 nucleotides. It is a transcript of the gene beag, whose product is annotated as protein Red. The record is from RefSeq and is a predicted model, not a curated record. Lineage: Eukaryota; Metazoa; Arthropoda; Insecta; Thysanoptera; Thripidae. The transcript has 9 exons. The coding region runs from base 227 to 1801 and encodes 524 amino acids. Gene Ontology annotation, biological process: mRNA splicing, via spliceosome. Gene Ontology annotation, cellular component: nucleus.
AUUGUUUUUGUUGUUGCUUAAAUGUUGUGGUGGAGUAAAUAUUGUUAAAAAUUCCUGAAGAAAAAUACAAGCCGAGAGGCUUGUAUAAUUGUACAUUGACUUCUGAGUAUGCAUUAAUUUUCAACACUUCCAAGUGGUUUUGUAGUCUUUCGGAAAUUUACAUUUCCGCAACCAUUUUGGACUUCUAAACGUUUGACGUCGAGGACGUCCAGAUACCUAUAGCAACAUGCCAGAGCGAGAUGGGGAUUCUGAGCUUGGAGAGCAGUCGACACGACUUACCAAUGAUGAUUUCCGACGAUUACUUAUGACCCCAAGGGCGGGAGCACCUUCUUCGCUCCCGCCCCUUUCAUCUCUCUUACAAUCUGCCAUGAAAGAUAAAGACAGUGGACUCAGCAAGACUUCUGCCGAGGAUGACACAGAUGAUAGAGCUGAGCGUAGGCGUAAGAAAAAGAGCUUCUAUGCUAAACUUAAGAAACAAGAAGAGGAUAAAAUGGCAGAAUUAGCCCAAAAGUAUCGUGAUCGUGCUAGAGAGCGACGUGAUGGAGGACAAGACCAACCUGAAGAUCCUUUAUCUGCUGCGAGCGGAUACAGGGCUGUUGCUCCUGAUUUGAAAUCCGGUUUGGAUGCUGCUGAGAGGCGUAGGCAAAUGAUUCAGGAAUCCAAAUUCUUGGGUGGUGACAUGGAACACACCCAUUUGGUGAAAGGUUUAGAUUAUGCUCUCUUGCAAAAAGUAAGGUCUGAAAUCCAUUCAAAAGAAGCUGAAGAGGAUGAAGAACUUGAGAGACUUGCAACUGUGAAACCUGUGGAGCGAAAAGAAGAGAUAAAAAAAGAAGUUCCUCAAGACAAAGAAAUGGCAUUCAAGACUAAACUUGGAAGAAAUAUUUUUCGAGCUGCAAUUCCAUCACAAAAAAUAGAAAUGAAUGAAAUGUUUGCACCAGGGCGUAUGGCCUAUGUCAUUGAAUUAGAAGGUGACUUUGCAGAGACUGACAUUCCUACAACACUUAUUCGGAGCAAAGCUGAUGUUCCAAGUCUGCAGACUAAUUCUACUUUGACCACAAAUGACAUUGUCAUCAACAAACUUGCUCAGAUUUUGUCAUAUUUACGUCAAGGGCGGCAUGGCAAGAAGGGGAGAAGGAAGGACAAAUCUGGUAAAAGAGGUGGAAUGGGUGACGAUGAACUCAAUAUAUACCCAGAUUUAGCAGAAUAUGAGCCGUCCACAGCAACUUCGCAUUUAGCCGCUGAACAAAGAGCAAAGAAGAGAGCUCCCUACUUCAGUAAAUCAGAACAUGACAUUGAUGAUGGCCCUUCAGUUUCACGUUCAAUUCCUAAUCCAUCUGCUCUUGCAAAUGCCCUUGCUGGUGAAGGAAGUAGCAGCAGUAAGGGUGAGGGAUUGAAGGCCAAAGGAAUGCUACUUAACCGCUUGGCUGCUGAACCUGAGGGAUAUGCAGAAUGCUACCCUGGUCUUGAGGAAAUGCAAGACGCCAUUGAUGAUUCUGACGAUGAGGUUGAUUACACCAAGAUGGAUUUGGGCAACAAGAAAGGACCAGUCGGGAGAUGGGACUUUGAUACCCAAGAAGAGUACUCUGAGUACAUGAAUAAUAAAGAGGCAUUACCAAAGGCUGCUUUCCAGUAUGGUGUCAAAAUGGCUGAUGGAAGGAGGACAAGAAAAUUCAACAAGGAAAAGAAUGAAAAGGCAGAGUUGGAUAGAGAAUGGCAAAAAAUUCAAAAUAUCAUUCAAAAAAGGAAGGGACCAUCCACUUCAAAAGAUUCAGAGCCAUCUUUUAAAGUCCCUCGAUAUUAAUUUCUAUUGUUUUGGUUUGUUUUGUGAGAUUCUUGUUAUUAAUGUAAUCAUUAUUGUAAAUUUGAUUUCAAUUGUAGAUUUUGCCUGCUUUUGUGAAAUGAAAUGUGCAUCACUCUUCA